Mya arenaria is the source of this 904-nucleotide messenger RNA. RefSeq lists its product as uncharacterized. The record is from RefSeq and is a predicted model, not a curated record. NCBI's taxonomy places the organism in Eukaryota, Metazoa, Mollusca, Bivalvia, Myida, Myidae. Bases 68 to 481 code for a protein of 137 amino acids. The transcript is spliced from 4 exons.
UAAACGGCACUUGAGAUCACUAAGAAUAUUCUCUUCUACGCGUAAGGUUGCAACUAACACCUCUAAAAUGAAUAUCUUUUUUACAGCAGCGACGUUUUACAUUUUGUUAUUUAUAUGUGAUCAUUUUGUCACAGUCGAGGCAGCAUCAGGCGAAAAAAAAUUAAAGCUGGAGGCUCUGCCAGUGAAUGGCUCAGAUGAUAUAGUGUCAAAACUGAGCGUAUCUGGGAACGGGCAACGUAAUGGCAACAGAAACGAUUACUGUAGUGGUGGUGGUGGUAUGUAUUGCCAAACCGGUACGUACUGCUGUUAUAACGGAGGUUGCUGUGAAGACGGCUAUGAAUGCUGCAGCGCCGAAUGGUGCUGCGGCGAUUCCGGUGCUGCAGGACUAACGGGAAACAUCGUAAUGCUGCUGUGCUGCAUCACUGGCUACGUCCUUACGAGCAUGGACAAAAACAAUUCCAUAAAAGAUUUAACGCGAUAAGUCGUGCUGAGUAGCUAGUAGUUUGUACAUAUAUUUCGGUUUGCAUUAAAAAAUUAAGACUUCACGGCUGUUUGAGAAUUCACGUGUAAAAGUAAACUCAAUAAUAUUUUCUAUAGUAAGAUACUAAACUGCUUUGUUCAUUGAUUGAUUUCUAAUAUGUAGCGUGUUUUAUGAUUAAAAAAAUCUGUGGUGCUUUUUCUUCCCCAACAAGUGAAAUUGCGAAGCAGUGCUACUAUAAAACAUACUAUAAGUUUAUUAUACUCCACAAACAUAGAAACAUUAGGUCAAUCCAAAAUAAAGCAGUGACUUGAUUUAAAGGGAAAACUUUAACACCCGUUAUUUAUCAAGCGUCAAAGGUGACUGUAUUUCAUUGUUAUAAACUAAGUAUUAACUUUAAAAUUAAAAAUCCAUCUAUAAAAACAA